Messenger RNA from Drosophila yakuba, 2536 nucleotides. RefSeq names its product zinc finger protein 2 homolog. NCBI's taxonomy places the organism in Eukaryota, Metazoa, Arthropoda, Insecta, Diptera, Drosophilidae. The record is from RefSeq and is a predicted model, not a curated record. The transcript is spliced from 4 exons. Gene Ontology annotation, cellular component: nucleus. Gene Ontology annotation, biological process: regulation of transcription by RNA polymerase II. Gene Ontology annotation, molecular function: RNA polymerase II cis-regulatory region sequence-specific DNA binding; zinc ion binding; DNA-binding transcription factor activity. The coding region runs from base 439 to 2406 and encodes 655 amino acids.
UUUCUGCUUUCUGAAAUAAAAUUUGUAUUUAGAACACGUGCACGGUUUAAAUUUCAAAUCAAACCCUUUAUCGAUUAGUAUUCGAUAAAAGCAGAUAUUUUUCGCGCCUAACAGCACAUUUUUAGUACAGGGUGUUUAGAAGACUUUGUAAUGGGAAUUCAAUAAUGCAUCAACGUUCACUGAAAAGUGUAACCAGCUUGCAAGAUCCGGUACUUCGAGGCUACAGAGAAAAUUGCAUACUCCCUUUGUGGAAAAACACCAGUCCCUAAAAAAUGAAAAUCCCUAAAAAAUGUGCCAUCAGUUGUGAAUGUGAACGCGAGGAAUCUAGCUCUUUCUCACGCAAAGUGAUGUUACGUUAUAUACAAAUUACGUAGGAAUUUAAAAGGGCGAUUCAUGUAAUAUUCUUAACAGAACAAAUUAGUAACAACAGGGUGAUUCAUGUGGCCAGGAAAUACACAGCGCAGAUGUAAACAAUCAAAAAAUAAUAUUUUAGUAAAUGGAAUCUACAUUAAAUCACAAAUGGCCAUGGAGAAUAUAUGUCGAGUUUGCAUGGGAAACCACGAUGACAUGGUCAACAUUUUCGACGGCGCACCAAGAGUGGGACCUUCAAUCCCGGACAUGAUUGCCCAGUGGUCCGGCUAUCAAGUUGCGAAAGGGGACUCUCUGCCUGAACACAUUUGCGCAAGUUGCCUGGAGGAUGCGCACAAUGCAUUCGAUAUUCGGCAGACUUCCCAGAUAGGCCACCAAUUCCUGUGCCGAGUAAAAGUGGAAGCCGCCGAGGAAAACUCGCAGUAUAACGAAUUUUGGCAGGUCUCGAACACCGCGAGUGAUAAAUCAAAUUCUAGUCAAAAGUUAGAUUACCGAGAUAACCUAAUUGAAGAAGAUUUAGAUUUAAUUGAGGAAAGGACUGGACAACUAUUCCAGCAUCCCCAAAAGAUCGGCGCAGUAGAAAUUCACCUACUUAAGGAUCAAAUAUCAGUCUGUGCAACUGAUCAAACAGGUGCCUAUUUUCAAGGCGAAGAAUAUAGCGAAUUAUCUGUCGGUGAAUAUUUUCAAUCCAAUUCGAAUAUAAGACAGGCUAACACUAGUUCAUUCGAUCAAUCUAACUGCCACAUUCAGCAGGACAACUUCGGAGAUGAAGUUAUAUCAGUAGACGAAAUCGAACCACCCGUUGGAGAUGUUCGAGAUCCUUGUAUACCAAAGACUUUUUGGUUGCACAAAGACAACCAAGAGCGACCGCACAAUUGUUCCCGAUGUGGAAAAUCCUUUGCGCGCUACUGUAGUUUUAAGAACCACCUCAGGGCUCACGAGGAAGAAGACAAUGACUCUCCAUCAGAGCAUAAGCCACAUAUUGGUACAUUUCAAAAGACCAAAACACUGCAAGAUCAGAAAAGUGUUUCUUUAAAGCAUCAGGACCGUGUUUCAUCGGAUAGGCUUAAGCUUGCGUGCACAUAUUGCCCUAAAGUUUGUUCGUAUCGAGGUGAUCUUAUAAAACACAUACGUGUUCACACGGGGGAACGUCCGUAUAAAUGUAAUCACUGUCCAAAGGCAUUUAAGCAAAGCUUCGAUCUAAAGCGGCACACUGAGACUCACGGCACCACGAGACGACAAUUCAAGUGUAAUCUAUGUGCAAGUGCUUUCCUUGGUCACUCAAACCUUGUCGCCCACAUGCGGAAACAUGAGGAAAUAAUGCCGUUUAAAUGUCACAUAUGCCCAAGAGUUUUCAAGUAUUGCACAUCCCUAAAGAUACACAUCCGUUCUCACACCGGCGAACGACCGUAUUCAUGUAGCCAAUGUUCCAAAACGUAUAAGCAAAUAAGCGAUCUUAAACGACACAAAUUAAGCUUCCACAAGGAAGCUCAGCAGAACGGUCAGACUGAAGUGAAUCUCCGGGAUUUUAAAAAAUACGAAUGUACGCAUUGCAAUAAGAGGUUUGUGACUAAAUAUACUUUAGAGGUGCAUGCCAGGAUACACUCUGGCGUGAAGCCGUAUAGGUGUGAUAUCUGCGAAAGGACCUUUAAAUAUGUCUCAUCACUGAAAGUGCACACUAGAAGUCACACUGGCGAACGACCGUUUGUGUGCGAAUAUUGCCCAAAGGCUUUUGCUCAACAAAUCGAUUUAUGUCGACACAUCCGUAUCCACACAGGAGAAAGACCGCAUAAGUGUGGUCAGUGUGAGAGCACCUUUAUGGACCACUCUGCCCUCAAAGCACACCUUCUUGUUCACUCGGAGGAAAGGCCCUAUAAGUGCUCCCUAUGCCAAAAGGGAUUUAAGGUGUCGGCAAUUCUUAGUCGGCACAUGAGGACUCAUACUGGCGAAAAACCCUAUAAGUGCGACCAUUGCUCGAAGGCCUACGCAGAUCCCAGAUCUCUUAAGAUGCAUGUCCCGAUUCAUUCGAAAAAAUAACUUGGCAUUCCACCUGUGCUCGGAGGUCAUUUUAAGAACCGUGUAUUGUGCAAAUAAAUGUAAUUACAGUUUCCUAAGAGUUUUCAAGCUAGGUGAUAACUAUGUAUGAUAAAUAUACAGGUGAUAUUUA